GUGAGACUCUCAUCAUGAUAGAUCUGAUAACUCUCGACAAUUCAACGCACAACUAGGAUGCAUCAGGCUUUACUUGUCCCCGAAAUUCUCCUGUAUAUCUUUGCGCAUGUGAAACAAAUCGGGGAACCAUCAUAUGCCCAGAAACCGUUGUCUCGACAAUCACUUGCAGCGCUCGCAACCACAUGCAAAAUCUUCUACGAGCCUGCAAUGGAUUUUCUUUGGGCUGACAUGAAUAUGUUACUACCACUGCUAGGCUGUGUAACGAGGUUACAUCCGAUGAUAUACCCCAGUGCUCAGCAAUCCUGGUCUCUGGACAUCGAACCAUUAUCUGAGCUCGAGCGCGGUCAAUUUCUCCGUCAUUCCGGCCGUGUGCGCUCCCUGAGCGUAUCAUCCGACGACGAUUUUCACCUCCUUUAUGCUUUACCCUUCGACACAUGUGUGUUCCCAAACCUGCUUUCAUUGUCCUGGGUGGUUAUUUCCACAAGAUACUUGCGCUUCUUCCUAUCACCUACGCUGCGUACUUGUUAUAUCGCAAUAGUUCAACCAGAGCUAGGUCGGAAUUCUAUCGGGACCCGUUGUCCUGCUCUGGAAGGUUUGGAUAUCGACACAAUGGGUGUUAUGGCACAGGCUUCACAUCUCUCUGAAACUGUCUGUUCAUGCAAGGCGCUCGUACGUCUGCAAUGUCCACCGCUGGACUCGGCAGCAUGGAAGCACCUCUCCACUGUCCUUACCCUUCUCAGCCUGUCGAUAUAUCAAGAAAGCUUUUCAAAUCCCCCGUCCAAAUUGGACACGCACAAUCUCAGUUUUGUAUCUUUCCUCAACGUUACAUCUCUUCAUUUCUGUUAUGCACCAAUUGCGGACAUCACCGCAGUCAUACAGCAUUCAGAAUUCCCCUCGCUAAAAGAAUUCGAGUUGGUCGCCUCCAUUUUACCUGGGGAAGAACUCUUGCCGCUUUUACAAGCACUAUCACAGUGCAAAGCCUGCCAUACCCUUGAAAAAAUCGACAUUUCCGAUGAUGAUCCAAAAGCUGAGGAGCCCACAGACAACUCAUUUGCAGUGACUAGGGUGCUUCUUUGUUUCACGCAGCUGCGAGCCCUCAGUCUUUGUGUUAGUUGCUCCAUCAACCCUGACAAUGCCCUUCUCGUGGAAGCCUUCUCAAGUUGGCCACAGCUCUGCAGUCUGUCGUUUCCCGACCUGCAUCAUCGACCACCUAAAGUCACCUUCCUCGGAUUAUUCGAAGCGCUUCGUCAGUGUCCCCAUGUGCAUAGCCUGCUUCUAGAUGUAGAUGUUAUAAACAUUGAUAUCGAUCCUAAAGUCGAAUCAUUUCAACACACCUCCUUGAAAAGAAUGGGCAUAUACCCCUCUCCGGCAGCGGAUCCCGAAGCUGUCGCUCGCAUCAUUUUCGCCAUGCUCCCCAACGUUCACCUUGCGGACACAUGGGGCGACGUCAACACGCAUCUCAAAUCUCUCAGAGCUUCUUCCAGCCUGCAAGGUGAAGACGGUGACUGACACGAGUGAAGAGGCAUCAAAAGAGCAAACAAAGCGACGAUAUCAUUAAAUCGGCUGACCGUGGUGAGGGCUGUCUUAUGUAGUUCCGAUGAUGCCCACCGGGACAACUUCGAUUUCAUUCCUAUUGGCCGUCGAUUCUCAUUGCACGUAUCACCAAAGACCGUUGUUUAACACAUCCUGUAGUCUCAAACAUUCCCUUUGCGAGGUUUUGCGGUGCUCUAUCAUACAACGCAGAUUGUCAGACAAGCUCUGGAUAAAGGAUAAUGUAGUGUCAACUGUAGCCUGAGCUACGCCAUUAUUCACAAG
Messenger RNA from Suillus subaureus, 1815 nucleotides. RefSeq lists its product as uncharacterized. The record is from RefSeq and is a predicted model, not a curated record. The transcript has 3 exons. The coding region runs from base 58 to 1509 and encodes 483 amino acids. NCBI's taxonomy places the organism in Eukaryota, Fungi, Basidiomycota, Agaricomycetes, Boletales, Suillaceae.